GGGGCCGUGGCGCUGCUGGCCGGAGCGAGCUGCCUGUGCUACGGCCGCUCCCUGCAGGGCGAGUUCGUGCACGACGAUGUGUGGGCGAUCGUGAACAACCCCGACGUGCGGGCCGGAGCCCCGCUGCGCUGGGGCAUCUUCACCAACGACUUCUGGGGCAAGGGCAUGGCCGAGAACACCAGCCACAAGUCCUACCGGCCGCUCUGCGUCCUCACCUUCAAGCUGAACAUAUUUUUGACGGGCAUGGACCCAUUCUACUUUCAUGCAGUAAAUGUGAUAUUACACUGCUUAGUGACGCUCGUGCUGAUGUACACCUGUGAUAAAACUGUCUUCAAGAAUCGUGGACUUGCUUUCAUUACGGCGUUGCUUUUUGCUGUGCAUCCUAUUCACACUGAGGCGGUGGCUGGGAUUGUUGGCAGAGCUGACGUGUUAGCGGGCCUGCUGUUCCUGCUGGCCUUUCUCUCCUACAAUAGGAGCCUGGAUCGUUGCUGUGCCGGGGAAUGUUUCCCUCGCACAGCUUCUCCCUUCUUCUUGCUGCUCAGUUUGUUUCUGGGGACCUGCGCGAUGCUGGUAAAAGAGACGGGCAUCACCGUGUUCGGCGUGUGCUUGGUGUAUGACCUCUUCGCCCUCUCCCACAAGCAAGAAAAGUCGAGCAAUGGGGUGGUCCACCAGCGCAGCCCACAGGAGCCUGGGAGCCCUCAGACCUCUUCACUGCCAACCCAUCCUCAGCAACGGGAGAAUGGGAAGCAGCAGCGGUUUCCUCACAAAGGAGCUUGGACUGGGUGUCACUCCCCACUGCCACCAGAACCCAAGAGCAGUGCAUUCCUGGUGUCCCCGCGAGCUAUGUGGUCCCUCAUGAGGUACCUGACAGCAAGCAGCAAUAGAAAUUUUCUGCUUACCAUGAGGCCAUUUUUUAAAAGGGCCAUUUUGGUUAUAAGUUAUGUGACUGUUGUCUUGUACUUUCGUCUGUGGAUAAUGGGAGGAUCUAUGCCUCUCUUUUCAGAACAGGAUAAUCCAGCUUCAUUUUCGCCUUACAUUCUUACAAGAUUCCUUACCUAUUCCUACCUCUUGGCCUUCAAUGUGUGGCUUCUGCUCGCACCUGUUACCCUGUGCUAUGACUGGCAGGUCGGCAGUAUUCCUCUGGUGGAGACCAUAUGGGACGUGCGGAACUUAGCCACUAUCCUGCUGGUGCUGGUGAUGGCCUCACUGAGCCUGCACUGCUUAGCAGCCUUCAAGAGACUGGAGCACAAGGAAGUCUUAGUGGGCUUGUUGUUCCUGGUGUUCCCGUUCAUUCCGGCCAGCAAUCUCUUCUUCAGGGUGGGGUUUGUGGUGGCCGAGAGAGUCCUUUACAUGCCUAGCAUGGGCUACUGCAUCCUUGUCGUGCAUGGAUUGAGCAAGCUCUGCACUUGGCUGAAUCGAUGCGGGGCCACUAGCCUGAUUGUGUCCACCGUGUUGUUGCUGUUGCUGUUCUCUUGGAAAACCGUGAAACAGAACGACAUUUGGCUGUCAAGAGAGUCCCUGUUCAGGUCUGGAGUUCAAACUCUGCCCCACAAUGCCAAGGUUCACUACAACUACGCCAAUUUCCUGAAGGAUCAAGGUCGGAACAGGGAAGCGAUCUACCACUACAGAACAGCCCUCAAGUUAUACCCUCGCCAUGCAAGUGCCCUGAACAACCUUGGAACUCUGACGAGAGACACAGCAGAGGCGAAGAUGUACUAUCAGAGGGCCCUCCAGCUACAUCCACAGCAUAACCGGGCUCUUUUCAAUCUUGGCAAUCUCCUGAAGUCCCAGGAAAAAAAAGAAGAAGCUAUCACCUUACUGAAAGAUUCCAUUAAAUACGGUCCAGAGUUUGCAGAUGCCUAUUCAAGUUUAGCUUCAUUAUUGGCCGAGCAGGAGAGAUUUAAGGAAGCUGAAGAAAUAUACCUGGCUGGAAUAAAGAAUUGUCCAGACAGCUCAGAUUUACACAACAACUAUGGAGUUUUCUUAGUCGAUUCUGGUUCUCCAGAGAAGGCAGUAGCCCAUUACCAAGAGGCCAUCAAACUUAGCCCAAGUCAUCAUGUGGCCAUGGUCAACCUGGGGAGACUCUACAGGUCUUUGGGAGAGAACAGCAUGGCUGAAGAAUGGUACAAACGUGCCCUGCAGGUGGCGCACAAAGCCGAGAUCCUGUCACCUCUGGGAGCUCUGUACUACAACACUGGCCGAUAUGAAGAGGCUUUGCAGAUUUACCGGGAAGCCGCAGCACUUCAGCCUUCUCAAAGGGAGCUCCGCCUGGCACUGGCUCAGGUCUUGGCUGUGAUGGGUCAGACUAAAGAAGCUGAAAAGAUGACCAGUCGCAUUGUGUCGGAGGAGGCCGGCUGCCUGGAAUGCUAUCGCCUCUUGUCAGCCAUCUACAGCAAGCAGGAGCAGCACGACCAGGCACUUGAUGCUAUAGACAAGGCUCUCCAGCUGAAGCCAAAGGACCCAAAAGUCGUAUCUGAGCUUUUUUUCACAAAAGGAAACCAGUUAAGGGAGCAGAACCUUCUUGACAAAGCUUUUGAGAGCUAUAAAGCAGCCGUGGAACUAAACCCAGAUCAAGCACAGGCCUGGAUGAACAUGGGAGGGAUCCAGCACAUCAAGGGAAACUAUGUAUCUGCAAGAGCUUAUUAUGAGAGAGCUUUACAGCUGGUUCCAGAGAGCAAACUGUUGAAGGAGAAUCUGGCCAAAUUGGAUCGCCUAGAAAAACGAUUACAGAAAGUUCGACGAGAGGAUCAAACGUAGCACCCCGGCCCAACGUCCUGGGAUUGUACUUAUGCUUCUUGGAGUGAAAAAGUGAUGGAGACCUUGCUUUCCGCUCAGCAGAGGCACAGUUGAAGCUUUCCCCACACUCGGAGUCACAGUGGCAGAAGCUGGGACAUCUGCUGGUGACCCAGUGCCAGAGGACCUACAUUUCCAUAAAAGAAGACAGAGCAAGCAACAAGAGGGAAGGAAAACAAUAGCUACACAUUUUACUUUCGUUCGGCUUAACUCCAGAUUUCUCUCGAUAUAUUUCUAUGCUUUUGCAACCUGGAGAUCUAAUUCCAUUUCUUAAUUUAGACUUACAUGUCUCAGAAAUACAGACGUUUGGAAUGAGAUGACGGCAGUGCAUGUUGGAUCAUCAGAAAAGUCAUGAUGUAUUUUUGCAUAGGAAAAAAAAAUAAUGUCAUGACUUUUCUGGCAACCCAAUAUGAUGAGAUCUUUCAAAGAGGAUAAAUCUUCUUGGGUAGGCUUAUUCUCUACUAAGUGCUCACACAUUUAAUUCUCCAGAACUAGAAAUGAGCAUUUAAUAGCUUGUGUAGAACCUUCUGGAAGAUGUAGUGGAAAGGGCUAUUGUUACGUGAGCUUCAUCUGAUAUCUCCCUAAAGAUAUUACCAAAGCCCUUUUGAAGAGUAAGUUAAAUUUUACUCUGACACAAGUUUUUCCCAUUGCCUAGUGUUUCCAAAGGGAAGCUUCUGGAAUUGUGUAGGAAUAUCUUUAUCCAGAGGGGAAAAUCAAGGAGCUUGGUACCCCUAAUUCUUUAUAAAAAUAUUUAAAAGUAUCAUAAUUUUACUACAGGUAUUACUAGAGUAGUGGUUCUACUCU
Messenger RNA from Tupaia belangeri chinensis (Chinese tree shrew), 3597 nucleotides. It is a transcript of the gene TMTC1, whose product is annotated as transmembrane O-mannosyltransferase targeting cadherins 1. Gene Ontology annotation, molecular function: mannosyltransferase activity; protein binding. The record is from RefSeq and is a predicted model, not a curated record. Gene Ontology annotation, biological process: protein O-linked glycosylation via mannose. NCBI's taxonomy places the organism in Eukaryota, Metazoa, Chordata, Mammalia, Scandentia, Tupaiidae. The annotation marks the transcript as partial. The transcript is spliced from 20 exons.